AUGAGCGUGUUGCAACACUUGCGCGUGCAGCGCAGCAGCGACGAUGUCAAGUCGUGGGCAGCGCUCAAGCGUGUUUGGGUGCCCGAUGAGACUGAAGGCUACGUUGCGGCUGAGAUUCGCAGCGACAGUGGUGACUCGAUCACCUGCGAGCGUGUUUCGGAUCACCAGACGGUAACCAUCCCCAAGGAUGACACCCAGCAGAUGAACCCACCCAAAUUCAACAAGGUUGAGGACAUGGCCGAGUUGACCCACCUGAACGAGGCCUCGGUGCUCCACAAUCUGCGAGAUCGUUACAUGGCCGACCUCAUUUACACGUACUCGGGCCUGUUUUGCGUCGUGAUCAACCCCUACAAGCAACUUCCCAUUUACACUGAGGAAGCCGUCGCCUUGUACAAGGGCAAAAAGCGCGAGAACAUGCCGCCCCAUGUGUUUGCGAUUGCUGACACCGCCUACCGUUCCAUGCUUCAGGACCGCGACGAUCAGUCCAUCCUCUGCACCGGUGAAUCCGGUGCUGGUAAGACUGAGAACACCAAGAAGGUGAUUCAGUAUCUGGCCAGCGUGGCGGCUGCUGGUCGUGCUAAAGACGUUCUUGGCGGCACCAGCGCCAGUGGUGGCAUGGGCAAGGGCGAGCUUGAGCGUCAGCUUCUCCAAGCCAACCCCAUCCUUGAGACCUUUGGCAACGCCGCUACCAUCAAGAACGACAACUCUUCUCGCUUUGGCAAGUUCAUCAAAAUUCAUUUUGAUGCCGCUGGCGUCAUUAUCGGUGCUACCAUUGACACAUACCUGCUGGAGAAGUCCCGUGCCAUCCGCCAAAACGAGGGCGAGCGCAACUUUCACGCCUUUUACCAGCUUUUGCGCGGUGCCGACACUGCCUUGAUCACUGACUUUGGUCUGCAAGACAUCAAGUCUUACCGUUUCAUGUCCAACGGCGACGUCACCCUCCGUGACAUCGAUGACAAGAAGGAAUUCAAGCAGACCAACGAAGCGUUUGGCAUCAUGGGCAUGUCCUCGGACGAGAUCAACGAUGUGUGGCGCGUCAUCUCUGCCGUUCUGCUCUUCGGCAACGUCAACGUCUUGGGCGGUCGCCGUGGCGACGACCAAGCCAGCAUCACCUCAGAUGUUUGCUCGCAGCGCCUGUGCUCUCUCCUUGGCAUCAACCACAACGAUUUCAUCAAGUCAAUGACCCGCCCUCGCGUCAAGGCUGGCAAGGAUUUUGUGCAAAAGGCACAGACCAAGGAGCAGGUUGAGUUUGCUCUCGAGGCCCUGGCCAAGGCCCUGUACGAGCGCCUCUUCCUUUGGGUCGUGCAGCGUAUCAAUAUGACCCUCGACAAGAACGUGCGCGACUCGCGCAACUUCAUUGGUAUCCUGGACAUUGCCGGCUUUGAGAUCUUCAAGAACAACAGCUUUGAGCAGCUUUGCAUCAACUACACCAACGAAAAGCUCCAGCAGCUCUUCAACCACCGCAUGUUCAAGCUCGAGCAGGAGGAGUACAGCAAGGAGGAGAUUGAUUGGGAGUUUAUCGACUUUGGUCUGGACCUGCAGCCCACCAUCGAGCUCAUCGAUGGUCAGAUGGGUGUGCUCAAGUUGGUUGACGAGGAGUGCUUCUUCCCCAAGGCCACGGACAAGUCUCUGGCAGAAAAGGUUGUGCACAACUGCAAGUCGCACGAGAAGCUCGUGCCCCCUGGCGUGCGUGACGACUUUGACUUUGCCAUUGUUCACUACGCUGGCACUGUCCAAUACUCGGCUGAGGGCUGGCUCGUCAAGAACAAAGACCCUCUGAACGACAACGCGACGGCUCAGCUCGAGGACUCGAGCAUCCCCUUCAUCAAGUCGCUGUGGAGCGAUGACUUCUCCACCUCCGUUGCCUCGGGCUCCCGUACUCGCAAGGGUGCUUUCCGUACCGUUGGCUUUAUCUACAAGGAUCAACUCAGCCGUUUGAUGGACACGCUGCACCACACCGUGCCCAACUUUGUGCGUUGCAUUAUCCCCAACCACAAGAAGCGCCCAGGCAUGAUUGAUGCCCAGCUUGUGCUGGAUCAGCUGGCCUGCAACGGUGUUCUCGAGGGCAUUCGUAUCUGCCGCAAGGGCUUCCCCAACCGCAUCUUGUUCCAGGAGUUCCGCCAGCGCUACUCCAUCCUGACUCCGGACGCCGUGGGUCCAGGCUUUACCGAAGGUCGCACUGCGUGCGAACGCAUGCUUGAGGCCCUGAAUCUGGACCCCAACUCGUACCGCGUUGGCUUGACCAAGGUCUUUUUCCGUGCCGGCGUGCUGGCCCAUCUUGAGGAGGAGCGAGACAUUCGCCUCUCCAAGAUGAUUGUGGGUUUGCAGGCCCAUUGCCGUGGCUACCUGGCGCGCCGCCAUCAUGGAGCCUUGCUGCAUGGCUCCAACGCCAUCUUGGUCAUUCAAAGCAACGUGCGCGCGUACAUGAAGCUCCGAUCUUGGGCUUGGUGGAAGCUCUUCACCCGCCUCAAACCCCUGCUUAAGCACGCUCGGUCCGACGAUGAGAUGCGCGAGUUGCGCGAAAAGGUUGAUCAGCUCCAAGAGCAGCUCCAGGCUGAGCGCCAAGCGCGCGAGGCUGCCGAAAACGAGGCCGAUAAAAUGCGCCGCAAGGCCAAUGCUCUCGAGGAUGACAUCCAGGUUUGUGCAAGCACGAGAAACCUCGUCCUUUUUAUGCGCAAUUUGUGGUGUUUGUUUCAUGGCAUUGAUCACCGCAUUGAGGAGCUCACCGAUAGCAGUGCCCGACUCAACGAGCAGAAUAACGUGUUGUCGGAAGAGAUUGCUCAUCUCGAGGAGCAGUUGGCCCAGGAGAUGGACUCGUUGCAAACCUAUUUGAUUGAAAAGAAGGAUCUCCUUGCACAGCUCGAAGACAUGCGUGGCGGUCUUGACGUAGCCAGCGUGAACGAGGCCCGCGCCACUCGCCUUGAGGAACAGCUGAGUGAGGCACGUACCAAGAGCGAGGAGACACAGCAGGAGAUGGCCGUCAUUACCGAAGAGAAGGCCAAGUUGAACAAGGAAAUUUCUGGUCUUCGUGAGGAGCUCGACCAAGCCCUCAACCAAAAGGCGCGCGCUGUCAAGGCUCAGAAGAAGGUGGAGUCUGAGGUGGAGGACUUGCACGUUGAGAUUCAGACCCUGCAAGCCACCAUUAGCUCGCUCAACAACAAGCAGCGCUCGCACGACAAGUUUCUGGCCGAGGAGCGCGAUAAGACUAGCGUCAUUACGGAGGAGCGUGACUCCCUGCAGAGCCAGAUUCGUGAGCUUAGUACCAAGGUGCUCACGCUCAAGAACGAGCUCGAGACGGUGACAGAUCGUCUUGAAACUGCCGAGUCUGCCAAGCGUCGCCUGCAGGCUGAGAUUGACGACAUGAUUGCCAACCAGGACGAUAGCGCCAAGACCGAGUUGGAAAAUGCCAAGCGUGUCUUGACGCAACAGGUCGAGGAGAUGAAGCAGCAGGUGCUGGAGUUGGAGGAUGACAACCAAAUUCUCAACGAGCAGAAUCUGCGCAUGAAGGUGGAUAUGCAGGCACUGGAACAAAAGGCCAACGCCGUUGAUGUCGAGCGUGCCGAGGAGGACGCCAAGGAACGCAAGAAGCUGCAGCGUAAGCUGCACGAGUUGGAAGAGGAGCUUGAGUCUGAGCGCCGUACGCGCUCCAAGCUGGCUGGCGAGCGCAAGCGUCUGGAGCUUGAGGUCUCCGAGGCACAGCAGCUGGCCGAGGAAGAGCGUCUGCGCCGUGACAAGGACAACUCGAGCGUGCGCAAGUACGAGAAGCGCAUUCAGAUGCUCAUGCAAGAGCGCGACGAAGCCGUGCACUUGGCUGAGCUGGACACUGCCGCUGCCAAGAAGAUGCAGAGCCAGAUUGAGUCCCUGAAGCUGAUGGUCGAUGAGGCCGAGGAGCGUGCUUUCCGUGCCGAGUCGAAGAUGCGCCGGGCUGAGCGCGACCGCGACGAGCUGAGCGAGUCACUUUCGGCCCUGGAAUCAAAGAUGGGUCAUCUGCAAACGCAUGCCAAGAAUGCUCGCCUGCGACGCGAGGAGCUGACCAUCGAGUACUCGGUGCGCGACCACCGCAGCGGCUCGAGUGCGGCAUCCAUCCGUGGCGGCAACGAUGACGAGGAGGAGGUGUAA
Monosiga brevicollis MX1 is the source of this 4119-nucleotide messenger RNA. RefSeq lists its product as uncharacterized. Lineage: Eukaryota; Choanoflagellata; Craspedida; Salpingoecidae. Gene Ontology annotation, biological process: actin filament organization; vesicle transport along actin filament. The record is from RefSeq and is a predicted model, not a curated record. The transcript is spliced from 12 exons. Gene Ontology annotation, molecular function: ATP binding; actin filament binding; microfilament motor activity. The coding region runs from base 1 to 4119 and encodes 1372 amino acids. Gene Ontology annotation, cellular component: vesicle; actin cytoskeleton; myosin complex.